Gossypium raimondii (Peruvian cotton) is the source of this 1168-nucleotide messenger RNA. RefSeq names its product vesicle-associated protein 1-2. The coding region runs from base 132 to 857 and encodes 241 amino acids. Gene Ontology annotation, biological process: endoplasmic reticulum membrane organization. Gene Ontology annotation, cellular component: plasma membrane; endoplasmic reticulum membrane. The transcript has 8 exons. Lineage: Eukaryota; Viridiplantae; Streptophyta; Magnoliopsida; Malvales; Malvaceae. The record is from RefSeq and is a predicted model, not a curated record.
CAAAAGAAAAGAAAAACACAGUUUACUAAUAGUAGCCGAUUCCCCCAAAAUAAGAAGAGAGAGAGAUUAGUGAUUAAUUUCUGUAUUAUUAUUUUUGAUUAAUUUCUCGAUUAUUAAGCCAUUGUUUCGAAAUGAGCAGGGGCGAUCUCCUCAGCAUCCAUCCUUUAGAACUCAAGUUUCCUUUUGCGCUGAGGAAACAGAUCUCUUGCUCUCUUCAAUUAUCGAAUAAAACCGAUAAUUAUGUAGCUUUCAAGGUGAAAACAACAAAUCCGAAGAAGUAUUGCGUUCGUCCUAACGCUGGUGUCGUCUUGCCUCGAUCCACAUCCGAUGUUAUAGUUACCAUGCAAGCGCAAAAAGAGGCACCUCCUGAUAUGAAUUGCAGGGAUAAAUUCCUCCUUCAAAGUGUAAAAGUAAAUGAUGGAAUAACUGCAAAGGAUAUAACUUCAGAACUGUUUAACAAGGAAGCUGGGCAUGUGGUUGAGGAAUGCAAGUUGAAAGUUGUUUACCUUUCACCACCACAACCACCUUCACCAGUACAUGAAGGUUCAGAAGAAGGGUCUUCACCGAGAGGCUCGGUUUCAGACAACGGACAUGUCAAUGCCGCAGAAUUCUCUACAGCUGCUAAAGCAUUUAACGAACAGCUUGAAGCUCAAGAUUUAUCUCCCGAGCAGACAAGAACUCAUAUAACGAAGCUGACCGAGGAGAAAAAAAGCGCACUUCAACAAUGUAACAAGAUUCGUCAUGAACUGGAACUGUUGAAGCGCGAAGGCAACAAAAGCGGCGGCGGCGUGUCGUUCAUGUUUGUCAUCAUCAUCGGCUUGCUUGGCAUAUUUAUGGGAUAUAUGAUGAAGUCAUAAGCGACUGUUUUCUUCAAUUAUCUCCUGCCUGUGCACGGGCCAAGACUUCAAAUGCGGAUUGUGACACGUGGCACCUGCAUAUUUUAGUUGAUCUUUAUGAAUUUGAUGAAGGAAAAAGGUUAGAAAAAGGUUAGCUCAGUCCAAUUAGCAAAGACUUAUUACAAUUGAAUUCUUAAUUCUUUGAUUCUUGUAGUUGCUAGUUGUAGCAUGCAUUCUUUCUGUAACUUAGAAAAGAAAAAAAGUGAGAAAUUUUGUUAAUGAUUAUACAUAGCUUUGUAAUGCUUAAAUCAGCUACCAUUUUUUUCCAUGCA